AUGAAGAGUUUGGCCCAAAGACGCCAGUCUGCACCAUCUUUGAUCUUUGUCAAAGCACUUAGCAGAUCUAGAUCGGCCUCAAGGGAAGGCUGCUUCUCCCCCAUCAGCCCAGAGGCAUGGCCCCUUGUGCAGUCUUUCAUAUGCCACAACCGAACGUUCAUACUGGAUGGCCACGUGCAGCUGAAGACGAGUCUGCAAACACAGGAGCGACACCUUUUCCUCUUUACAGACCUUCUGGUCGUUGCCAAGUCCAAGUCACACUCUCAUUUCAAGCUAAAGUGCCAAGCACGUCUCUGUGAGAUGUGGACAGCAUUUUGUACAGAAGAAGUCUGUGAAGGCAGCACAGACCCAGAGAGGUCCUUCGUUUUGGGCUGGCCCACCACAAACUGUGUGGUAAAUUUCAGGUCUGCAGAACAGAAGGAAACAUGGCUGUCUUUUUUGCAAAGUCGAAUAAGAGAAGAGAAGGAAAAAGACAAUCCUAAAAGCAUUCCUCUAACGAUAAUUGCAAAGGACGUGGGAACUUGUGCAUAUUCAAAAACCCUAACUGUAACCAAUGUUGAUACAGCAAAUGAUGUAAUUCUGAUGGCCCUGCAGCAGCUGGGAAUCAACGGGUCAGAAAAAGACUACAAGCUGUGGGUGAUUUCAGGAAGAGAACACGCUCCUUACCCUCUUAUUGGACAUGAAUAUCCCUUUGGAAUUAAAAUGAGCCACAUUCGUGAUGCUAUGCCCCAUGGAUCAAAGCACUGUGCCUGCCCCAGGCAGCUUCAGGGGUCUUUCUUGACGGAGCAGCUGCCCCAGGAGCUGCAGUGCCAGUUUGUGCUGAAGCCAAGCCAAGUGGCCAUGUGCCAGCAGCUGAACGACUUAAGCCAGAAGUCAUUUAAAAGGAAAAGAUCUAUCAUAAGUUGGGCUUUUUGGCGUGGCCCAGGCACUCCCUUGGACAAUGCACCUCUCUCCCCAACAACUGCUGCUCCUGGGAAGCUCUUUGGCCUCUUGCUAACAACCAUCUGUGAGGAUGACAACCUGCCCAAACCCCUCUUGGACAUGCUUUCCCUCCUUUACCAAGAGGGCCCUUCCACCAAGGGUAUUUUCAGACGCUCUGGAAGUGCAAAAAUCUUUAAAGAGCUCAAGGAGAAGCUUGAUUCAGGCACUGAAGUAGACCUAGCCUGUGAAUCCAUAUUUGUGACAGCAUCUUUAUUAAAGGAUUUUCUUCGCAACAUCCCAGGCAGUAUUUUGUCAUCCCAGCUGUGUGAUAAGUGGGUUUCUGUGAUGGAUCAAGGAAAUAAUGAAGAGAAGAUAAAAAGCAUCCAAAGGUUGUUAGAGCAGCUCCCCAGAGCUAAUGUUGUUCUCUUGCGUUACAUCUUUGGAGUACUGCAUAGUAUAGAAAUGCGAUCUGAAGAGAACCAGAUGAAUGCAUUUAACCUGGCUAUCUGCAUUGCACCCAGCCUGCUCUGGCCUGCUGUUUCCUCCACUCCUGAUACAGAAAGUGAACUUAUAAAGAAGAUUUCUACUCUGGUACAGUUCCUCAUUGAGAAUUGCUGCAGGAUUUUUGGAGAUGAAAUUACCUCCCUCUUUGGAGAAAUACUGAUGACAUGCAAGAGAGAAAACAGCUCAGAUGUGGCUUCUCUCCAUCAGAAUGACUCUUCCUAUGACAGCCUGGAAAAUGAGGCGAAUGAUGAAGCUGACUCUUCAUCUAGUGACUGGAUUAAAACCCGUGAUCAGGAUAACAGGAGCAGGGAGUCUGUCUUCACUCUGAGUGAUGGCGAUUCGGAGCAGACGGAGGUGGAUGAAAUCCAGAGUAAAACCAAAUCAAAACAAUCAACAGUUUCUGUUGACACACACCUUAAGUUUUCAUCACAGCAAAACUCAGAGAAUGAGUCUCUCUGCUCAAGUGCACUGGGUUUCUCUUCAGCAGCUACCUCGGGUGCUCUCAAACCUUUGAGGAGACACAGGCGCUCCUCAGAGCCUGCAGUUGGCCUCCUCACCUCCAGUUUCACCCACACUGAUGAUGGUCAUGAGAAGGCAACACGCAAAGCCAGCUGUGAUGUUGUCCUGUCUCAUGAAGAUGAAGACUAUCUCCAUCAGCUUCGGUCAUUGCAGGUGGAAAGGCAAAAGUUUAGCAAUCAGAGCUUGAUUAUAGGGAUUAACGUUGGUAAAAGUGACAACACAAACCAAAACAUUGAAAAGAAAGACCAGUCCCGUUGUCUCCUGCCUCCAACGCCAGAGGGAUUAAAUAUUUGCUCAGGAUUUAGCUCUUCUAGCCAGUCUUCUUCUGGAACAUCUCCAUCUGUGUCGUCAAUUUGCUCCCUGGACUGUGCUUUCUCUCACUUUUCAGACCAGACUCUGUUUACCCUAACUGAAACCUCCUGCCCUUUUGAUAGCACUUUUCCGUUGCUAAGGAAACACGAAGACACAACUACAGCUGUGGCUGAUGACUAUUUGGUUACACCCACCAAGGUGCCAACAUCUCCACAACCUACCGACGCUGUGGCUGAGAGGGGCUUGGUGCAGCCCCACAGCAGGCCAGCACCUUUGAAACCUACUGAUGGAGUUGAUGGCUCUUUGAUUAAGCCUGACAUUCGGCCAUUGCCUCUGAAAGUCACAGGAAGAGACAGAUUUCAUGCAAAGAGGAGGUCUAGAAAAGCAUUACAGGAAUCCAAAGUUUGA
This is a messenger RNA of Acanthisitta chloris (rifleman), 2664 nucleotides long. Its product is annotated as rho GTPase-activating protein 20-like. Gene Ontology annotation, biological process: signal transduction; regulation of Rho protein signal transduction. Gene Ontology annotation, molecular function: GTPase activator activity. NCBI's taxonomy places the organism in Eukaryota, Metazoa, Chordata, Aves, Passeriformes, Acanthisittidae. The record is from RefSeq and is a predicted model, not a curated record.